GUUCGGUUUGGGAGUGCGUUUAUGCAACAGAGAGCAUUCUGUCAUCAUCUUACAUUGGCAGUCAUUUAAAAAGAAGCUGCGAAGGGCUUCCUGGCCAGUAUAAGAGAAGUGCUGUGUGAGGAACAGAUUUCAGAGAGUCUGUUAGCCUCAUUUCCUGGGCGGAGAGCUUUCGGCUCUGUUGAAGCAACGGCAACCUGAAAGGAGGGCGACAAGCUCUGACAAGCGAGGAGAGGGAGUGUGUUACAAGAGGGAGCUAAUAAAAAGAGUGCUGUACGAGAGACUCCUUUACUCCAGACUGAGGUCAAAAGGCAUACAAGUGGACAAACAGAAGAGAACAAAGGCAAGCAGGGAAGGAAAAAAGGACAUUUGCUGUCAUUGCUGCGCUUCAUGCGUCUACUGCCUGGCUACUCAUGGACGGUUCAUUUGUUUCGCUCUUUUUGUUUACUCCAUCUGUCACUCGAGACUCAUGGGUUGGACGUGGUUAGUUUGAUUUUCCUGACACAUUACAUCACCGGGGCCAAAACGUCAGGGUAUUUUCCGAGAGGAUCUGUUUUCCUUUCAAUUCCUCUCAGUGAAAUGUGAGUUUGUGUCGGGGUUGGGGGGAAAGCAGUGUGUUUGGUUAGCCGUGACAGUCGAUCUUUCCACUUGUCUCUGUAGUGGGAAAAGCUUAAGAGAAAAUGAGGUUAUAGCCCUUAAAAAGCCAUCUACAAAACACCGUUACUUAUUUUGACUGAUCUCUUGUGAAGACUUCGCUCUGCUCUAGAGUUAUUCAAACUUGGUUAAACCUCUUUACCAAGUUUCGUCUGGUUUACAGAGCUUUGGAAGCAACUCGUUUGACUAACACAAGAUUUGCAUGUGAAAUGAAGAACUUUCAAACUCUGCAAGUCACCGGUACUGUUAUCUGAUUGUCUGAAUGCUUCCGGAAAAUCGGUCUGACCAACAGAGGAAACCUAAUGUUGUAAAUCUUUGAGGAAAUCUGAGCUGGACACGUCCCUUUGUCUUGUCACGAAUGCAGGAUGCAGCUGGAUGGGGUUGUCUGGUUUAGUCAGGACUUCUUAGAGGUUUCUGUGCGAGAUGACAACAUCUGCUGAAGCAUCAAGACCAGAGAAGCUGUGAGUAGAGAGGAAAGUUAGUGAGCAAGCACGGUUACAGAAGUGUCAUUGUAUCUGGACCUCUGCGUGUUUUCACAGCAGGAACUAUCCAUUACUAGAGGAGAGAAAACGAGUCAGUCCAGACGCAUGGACUCACACAAGCACUUCUGUGUGUUUCUGCCAGCAGUGAGCCGGUGGUAAAGCUGUGCCGAAAGGAAAAAAUGUAUGCUUAGACGCAUAUAUAUAAGUGCAUGUGGUGGCGUUCAGGUGUAGCCUAGCGAUCGCAUGGUCUUUGUGUGCCUCAAAGCUUGUUUAUGUGAGGGAGUGCUUGCCCCAUUUGGCCAAACUGCACCUGGAUGGACCUCUGAAACAGGUGAAGUAUCAGGAAUUUCCCUUAUUAGACAGAUAUCAGCUGUUCUGUUGGCUUCAUUAUUCAAGGUGCUUUCCAGAAUCAUCAUCGGGUAGCAUCACCUCAAUAAUAACAAAAGACUGCCGUGUCUGUUUGAUCCAAACGCUCUGCAUCAAUCACAGACUCUUGGUGAGCCUCUCUCUCCUUACCUAAAGACAGUUUGCUCUCAGAUUUGGCACCAUGAGGUUGCUUUGUUUGGUAGUGACGGCCCUGUGCAUGGUGGCUAGAACAGGAGGUAUGUCCACGUGCAAAACUCUGGAUCUGGAGGUGGUGAAGAAGAAACGGAUAGAGGCCAUCCGCGGUCAGAUCCUCAGCAAACUGCGCAUGGCCAAAGAGCCCGAAUCUGAGAUAGACGAUGAUGGACUGAAGAUCCCAGACGACUUGCUUUCUUUGUACAACAGCACCGUUGAACUGAGCGAAGAAAUGAAGAUGAAGCCCGUUUCUGUGGAGGCUGAAGAUGAAGAUUACUUUGGCAAGGAGGUGCACAAGUUCACCAUCCAACAAGCUCAGAAUGGCACAAAGCAUCAGAUGACUUUUAACAUGUCAGAGAUGAAGCAGACUAUUCCAGACCACCGGCUCCUGUCUCAAGCCGAGUUACGGCUUCGGAUUAAGAGCCCUACAAUGGACCAGGAGCAGAGGCUGGAGCUGUAUCGUGGAACGGGCGAUCAGGCUCGAUAUCUGGGCACUCGCUUUGUCUCCAAGGCCUUGUCUGAUCGCUGGCUCUCGUUUGACGUGAAACAGACGAUAAUAGAAUGGCUGCAGGGCUCAGAAGAGGAAGAAAGUUUAGAGCUGAGGUUAUACUGUGGCUGUAAGACAGACCAGCAGAGUACUGAUAAGUUCCUCUUCAUGAUAUCAGGACUAGACAAGCAGAGAGGUGACACUGCUGAUCUGGCAGGGAUGAUGCCAAAGCCUUAUAUUCUGGCUUUAUCUUUGCCUUCUAAUGGCAGCUCCCUUGCAUCUGCUCGCAGGAAACGAGCUGUUGGCACUGAUGAAACUGAUGAAAAAAACGAGAUCUGCAGUAUGCGGAAGCUUUACAUUGACUUUCGGAAAGAUCUGGGUUGGAAGUGGAUUCACAAGCCCAAGGGAUACUUUGCCAACUACUGCAUGGGCUCCUGUACCUACAUCUGGAAUGCUGAGAACAAAUACUCUCAGAUAUUAGCCUUAUACAAACACCACAACCCCGGUGCGUCUGCUCAGCCUUGCUGCGCACCUGCAGUCCUUGACCCUCUGCCCAUUCUGUACUAUGUGGGCAGACAACACAAGGUGGAGCAGUUGUCCAACAUGGUGGUGAGGAGCUGCAAAUGCAGUUAGAGUUCAUCUGACUGCACAGCAUUAUGUUAUCUUCAGAAAGUGCUCCAUGGCUCUAACUCUCUCUGGACCAUAAGUAAGCAAAUGCACGGAGAGAUGAACAUAAAGUCUCAGUGGGAAGGAAAAUCAGGAGCUAAGACAACUGACAUGGACAGGAAAGAGGACAUUCGGACAAAAGUGGAGGCAAAAGGAAAGAGGAAUAUCUUUGAAAAUCAGACUUUCUCUGCGAUGCCCAUCUACAAUGGCACACAAAGACAUUUCGUUAAAUCAUUUCAUAAAACAAGCUCAAUAUUAAACCACGUAUAUGCUUUGUUACCUUCUUUUUUUCCCCCUAAUAAUUUAUUGUGCUGGCUAAGUUCAUAAUUUGAUUGUACCAUGAAGGCAGGUGCAUAGCAUUGCAUGCCAAAUGUACGUUGAAGAUUUAUAAUGGUGCUGAACCGAUAAAGGAAAUGAUGUCAAAGGAACAUUUCAUGUGUCAAUUAAAGGAAAACACGUAAAAGACAAGUGUUCGCACUUAAACGACGGAGGUGAAGACUCAUGACGUACAGUAUCAGACUUAGAAGAAAGCUAAUGGGAUUGGAGCAUGCAUCAAUGAACUGCUUUUUUAAUGUGCGCGGGGUGGGUUUUAUUGCUGUGCACAGCUGUCCUCUGAAACCUGAACAGGUGUUUCUGUGAACAGGGUCUGAGUGACCAAGAGCAAGAGGAACACUAGAGGAAUAGUAUUGAAUGGCGAACAUUUCAAAGCUCUCAUGUGCUCCCUAACCGCACACAAUGCACACUACCGAGUGUCACAGGAUCAUGUCUGCCUCUUCAGGUCCUCCUGUAGUCAGGGUUUGUUAGUUCUCAAAAAUAUCUACAGCUUUGCUAAAGGAAUCUGUUGGUCAAUCUCAGCAAAACAUGUCCGGGACACAUUUCACAUAUGUGAGCCUGCAGCACAAAAGCAGUGUUAAGUCGCUGGGGUAUAUUUGUAGCAAUAGCCAA
Messenger RNA from Sinocyclocheilus grahami, 3789 nucleotides. RefSeq names its product transforming growth factor, beta 1a (gene tgfb1a). The coding region runs from base 1681 to 2811 and encodes 376 amino acids. Gene Ontology annotation, cellular component: extracellular region. Gene Ontology annotation, biological process: regulation of cell population proliferation; transforming growth factor beta receptor signaling pathway. The transcript has 9 exons. Gene Ontology annotation, molecular function: transforming growth factor beta receptor binding; cytokine activity; growth factor activity. The record is from RefSeq and is a predicted model, not a curated record. NCBI's taxonomy places the organism in Eukaryota, Metazoa, Chordata, Actinopteri, Cypriniformes, Cyprinidae.